Molecule: messenger RNA, 1023 nt
Organism: Thermothielavioides terrestris NRRL 8126
Lineage: Eukaryota; Fungi; Ascomycota; Sordariomycetes; Sordariales; Chaetomiaceae
Exons: 3
Source: RefSeq, a predicted model, not a curated record
CAGGUCGGUGAUCUCGUAGUCUACUUCGAGAUCGAUUGCUUCAUCCCCAAAGACGCCCGCUUCUGGGAGCUUUUCGCACAGCCCACUGCCACGGAAGUCUUCAGAGGCAAGGAGGGGUUCAGGGUCAAGUCCAGAUGGUUCAAAAACCAUCUUUCCCAGGGGCUCAUUUGGCCUCUGCGUGAAUUUGACGAAAUCUACCUCCCGUUCGAAGCCCGCGCGAAGGUUGUCGGCGAGCAAGCUGCCUUCGAUGAGCUCCGCGACAAGUCGUUUGCCGAUCUGUUCGGCGUCGUCAAGUGGGAGUACCCGGAAUCGGCGAAGGAUCUUGAGGACUUGGGACCCGCCCCAGGGUUCAUCCGCAUGCCUGGGUGGCGGCGGAUCCAGGACGUUGAGGAAACUGUCUUCUGCAAUAAGAACCUGCAGAAGGAAUGGCAAAUCACCGAGAAGCUCGACGGCGUCACGAUGACGGUCUACAAAAUAUCCCGAAACUCGAAAUGGGCCCGGUCCCUCCCGGAUCUGCCUGCCGACUGCCCGCCGACGAUGCAAAAGGAACAGAGCCGAUAUGGCGUCUGCAUUCGCCAGCGGGACUUCGUUGAUCGAGACGACAACCUGUACUGGCAAGCGGCCAGGCAGUCCGGCGCGCUGGACGGGAUCCAGAAAAUCGACAUGCCCAACGUCGCCGUGCAGGGCGAGUUCUGCGGCUCCUCCGUUCUGCGCAACAGCAUGCAGUAUCCCGAUGGCGAGCACGAGUUCGUCGUCUUCGCCAUCUGGGACAUCGACAAGGCCCGGUAUCUCGGUCCUCGCGAGACGGUGGAGCUCUGCGACAAGCUCGGCAUCAAGCACGUUCCGGUGGUGGGCUACGUGGCCCUCGGGGGCUAUGCCAGGGACACGAAGGAGUUGCUGGAGAAGGCUGAGGGAAGAGGCCGAUUUGGCGGUGUGCGGGAGGGCUUGGUGUUCAGAGCGCUCGAUGGCAGCGGGAGUUUCAAGGUCAUCUCGAACAGCUGGCUCAGGCUUUGGGAUGCCUAG